Lindgomyces ingoldianus is the source of this 1890-nucleotide messenger RNA. RefSeq lists its product as uncharacterized. The record is from RefSeq and is a predicted model, not a curated record. NCBI's taxonomy places the organism in Eukaryota, Fungi, Ascomycota, Dothideomycetes, Pleosporales, Lindgomycetaceae. The transcript has 2 exons. The coding region runs from base 279 to 1559 and encodes 426 amino acids.
AGCUCCCGCAUUCCAAACCCCUACCUGUAACCGCCACUACUGCUGGCUGUGACCCAGAUGGUCGCCCAGCGGUCCUCCAAAUCCAGUUCACUCGAUAAAUUGGCCGCGACAGAUCUCCGCUCCACCUGCCCUUAAUGCCCGGUGUGCCACCUACACGUAACCUCCCACACCUCUGCUUUGUUUCUCUCCUCACCCUUCACCCACACUCCUCCUCCCUAUGGCGGUCCCCCUCUCCAUGAUUCCCUCCCCGUUCUCCAAUUCCUAAACACGCCGUCGUCAUGCUGGCUCCUAGGAAACGGCCGCUGCCCUUGCUUCUUGCCCUCACACUCGCUCUCGUCCUUUUCUUCUACCACCGCGAUGCCGACCGCAUAUACCUGCAGUUGUCGUCGUCGAUAGAUGCCAUCCCCGACAGAGCACCCGCAAACAAGACGCUGGGGUUCGGUGCAGUGCUGGUCGUCUCCAAAGAUGGCUCGGACCGACGCCACUCGCUUCUGCAAGCCGCGAACGUCACCGACAUCGAGCUCACCAUCCCCCAGCAGCCCGAGUGGACCGAGGGCGACGUGCAGAAGUUUCGCAAUGGCCAGGAGAAGGGAGUACAGAGAGGCUCACUUUUAGCCUGGAUGGGUCACCACCACGCUCUGCGAUGGUUUCUCGAUUCUGGCCUGGAAACAGCCCUCGUACUCGAGGACGACGUCGACUGGGACAUUCGUCUUCGCAGUCUCCAGGUCCCCCUUGCUGCAAAUGCUGCGCGCUCUGUACUGCCCCCCGCGAAAUCAUUCUCGCCCUUCUCCCGGACUGAUGCAAACCACACGCAAUACUGGGGCAACCCCAAGUCGUGGGAUUUGCUAUAUCUCGGACACUGCGGCGACUACUUUAAUGAGGUCACGUACGAGGGACUGGUGCCCACUGAGAAGGGCUUCAAUCUCACCGACUUACCACAUGUCUUAUACAACGACCCCUCUCUCCCUGUCAAGUCCGAUCUUCAUCCCUUCACCCAAAGCCUGUUCGAUGCCCUCAAGAUUCCAGAACACACUCGCGCCUUCCACCGCUCCAAGUUCCCACUCUGUACCUUUGGUUAUGCUGUGACACGGCCGGCAGCCGAGCGCCUCCUUACAGAUCUGGCCCCGGCAAGGCUUCGUCCCAAGGGACCCAGAGCGUUUGAUGUCGCCCUUCUCCAUGCCUGCUCCAAGGGAUCCAAGACCCCCUCGCCCACCCCGAAGAAGAACCCAAAACCCUACCCCGACCCCGCGCUAAGACACAAAUACGCGAGCCCUGGUCUCCGAUGCUGGACUCUCAACUCUGAACUGUUCCAUCACAUGCCAGGCGAUUCUCAAAUAGCACAGAUUUCGGAAACGAUGGGGCAGAAAGUUGGCAUACCGCCUGUCGACUUGGCCGGCCAAAACCAAGUCAUCUACCGCAACGAAACGAGUAACAUCGGCUGCGGAUUCUGGGGUGGCGCUUUCUCAUUUGGCGACGACGACACAGAACGACUCCAAUUUCUGCAAGAUGAGGUGGGAAGGAAAGGCAAGUGUUUGAAGGAGGGGAGGGAUUCGCUUUGAUAUGAGGCGUCAUGAUUGUGAGCGACUUCUCAUACACACGACGGACGACGGACGACUUUUGGAGACAUUACUGUAUGGUGAAGCUUGGUCUUCUGCCACACUACACCUUUCAACCGUAUAUGAUUAACCCUGAACCAAACCACACAAGUAUAUAACACCAACCUCUUUCCUAUACCUCUGCAUAUCAUGCCAAUGGCGUUUCUGGACUGGACUCAUUGGGCCGGGAAGGACUUCGGGAUUCCUCAGGCUCCCCAAUGGGAAUCAGGCGGAAUAUCAGGAGUUUCAGUCGGUCUGGACAGAUUACAUAGAUACCACGACAGCAAGACCUGCC